Messenger RNA from Corticium candelabrum, 1783 nucleotides. RefSeq lists its product as uncharacterized. Lineage: Eukaryota; Metazoa; Porifera; Homoscleromorpha; Homosclerophorida; Plakinidae. Bases 200 to 1783 code for a protein of 527 amino acids. The transcript has a single exon. The record is from RefSeq and is a predicted model, not a curated record.
UUUGCACCGGUUUCUUACAAAUUCAGAAAUAGUCUCAAUAUUAGGUCUCGAUCUGGUCUUUCUUCCUAUGAUUUUCUUCUAUACAACAAUGCAAAAGUAGGCACAAAUGGUCAACUAACCAAGUUUACAACAUUGCAAUGCAAUUUGGAGUUGGACACCUCUUGUGACAUCUAAAUAUGAUCAUUGUCAACAACAUUGAAUGGAUCCCAGCAUUUCAGAAUUCGCUAUAUUUAGACGGGAUAAAACUCACGUGACUCAAUUGCACAUUUCAGUUUCUUUGCACAGUUUCUUUUUGUUACAGGUACUUCAAGAAAACAAAUGGUUCGAUCGGAGUUGCCACAUCCCUAAAACCUUGAGUCUUGAGCCACUUGAUCCUAACUUAAUACAUACAUUCAAAGAAGUCUUAUCAAAUAAGCCAGCAUCUGCAACAGCAUGUGGUGAUCUAACCAGCCAUCAGCUGUCUAAACUGGCAUGCAGUAGAUGGUUGACAGACGAAGUGGUUGAGAGUCUGGCCAAUCUUUUCAAUCGGUCUUCACAAGACUGCCUUUGCCUUGUCCUGUCAGAGUUUCACAAAUUCAGGUUGAGAGAAUCCAUAAUGUCAGCUCUUCAUGGAAGAAACACCAUUCGACUGAUUUUCCUCAUUGUGAAUGUACAAAUUGACGCAGUCACACAAACUGCUGUUGCAUCAAAUAAACUCAUGAGUGUAAAUCACUGGACUGUACUUGCUACUGAUGUGACCGCAAAAACUUCCUAUUACGGGGAUCCUUUGGGCUACCCUAUUCCCACUAACUUAUUGGUGGAAACAAAGGAAGCAUUUGCCCACCUUGGCAGUGCUCUAGAUCAACGAAUCGGGAUUUUUCAACAUGUAGCAGCCAUGCACAGGCCAUUGUUUGAUGCCAAUGGAAAGCAUAUAUGCUCAAGGCAGUGCUUGAAUUUUCCAGUGCAGACAUGCUCUUCACUGUGUGGUGUUAUUGCCUUCAUAUUUGCAGCUGUCGCAGCAUUUUGUCCAAGUGAUAUUUGGCAGUAUAUUUGUUCUCCACAAUUGUGCUUCCAUAAGGCAAGGCCAAAGCUCAGUUUGUAUUCUCACCUGAGUGCUUAUGCACACUACCUGAGAAAUGUCUUAGUAGUCUGGCUACUCAGUGAUAAAAUGAAUAUUCAAAACAUCGUAGACAAGUCUGUAUUUGAAGGUAGCAACUCUCUCCUACACACUACACCGAGCAGACAUAUUAGAAGUCACAGACUUAGCCUUACUUUGAAACAGACCACCAAAGUAGCAUGUUCAAGCACAAGUUACAUGUCAUCCCCAACUAUAGCCAACCAAAGUACAGCUACUACUCAUGUUGAGGCGACCAGUCUGAGUGAUAGUGAUUCUACGGCAAUCAAAAUGAACAGUACCAACAGUUCAAACAGAGAGGCAAAAAGUACUGUGUCCACUAACUCCACUGUUGUAGAUGAAGAAGCUAAGCUGAAUCCAACGAUCGAGACAAACAAUAGAAACAUUGCAAACAGACCGGCACACCAUAUCAGCGACAAAGAGGCUCUGCCAGCUCAUAUCAUUCCGGUAGACUAUGAAUACGUUAUUGAAAAUUAUGUCGAACACACCCCAGAGUCAUUUCUAGGUUCUGAAAAGCACAGUUUUACUUUGAGGGCAUGGACAAAUGUACACAAUCAGAGUGGUGCAGUGAAAUGGAUAGAAGACUUUCAAAACCUCUCCAAGACAAACUAUUGUAUCACAAGAGGCAGCCACAUAUCUGGUACCAAAAUCCUCUUCAAGACUAUCUGA